Molecule: messenger RNA, 651 nt
Organism: Strongylocentrotus purpuratus (purple sea urchin)
Lineage: Eukaryota; Metazoa; Echinodermata; Echinoidea; Camarodonta; Strongylocentrotidae
Product: G-protein coupled receptor GRL101-like
Exons: 5
Coding region: 1-651 (216 amino acids)
Cellular component (GO): membrane
Source: RefSeq, a predicted model, not a curated record
AUGAUCGCCGGCUGGGUCAUAGGACUUACAUCUCUCGUCGGCAACCUGACUGUCCUGAUACUACGUAUUCGCCAGGAGCAGCAGCUCACCGUCCAAACUCUCUUAAUCAUGAACUUAGCCGUGGCAGACUGUCUCACGGGUAUCUAUACGAUAAUCAUCACACCAGCAGAUAUCUAUUUCGGCAGUGUAAAGAGAUCAACCCAAUCUGUAGCGAAUGCUGCUUUACGUAAUCGAGAAAUCAAAGUUGCUAGAAAAAUGGCGUUUAUCGUUGGAACUGAUUUCGCCUGCUGGAUGCCCAUCAUAGUUAUGGGUAUUCUUACUCAAUCCGGUCUGGUUGUCCUACCGACAUCCCUGUAUGCUUGGAGUGUGAUAUUCAUCAUCCCUAUAAACUCAUCAAUUAAUCCUGUACUGUACACAAGUAUUCUACCUAGGAUCCUGGAGACCACGGUAUUGCUGAAACACCGCAAAAGCAUCACGCGCAUUACGUCACAAUCAACAGUUACUGACCAAACUACUAUCUUUUUAUCCUUCGUUGCAGGAAACGUCUGUUUAACACUUUGGUGUAACUUUGGAAUGAAUUCGCAAGGUACAUGUGUUCAGUAUGAAGUAGCGGAUCCCAUGCCUACAGUAUCGGCCUUGAAAUGUCUGUAA